GAAAACUUCCGAGUAUGUUUCGGUAUCCAUCGGAAAUCCAGAUUUAAAAUGUCACCCUAUUUACUUUGGUUUUUAACGUCGUUAAUUCCGGCUAAUUGGGCCGUCUCCUGUCCGUGUGAGAGAGAUGAUUUAUGCAAUCAAAUACGCGACGAAAGGGAUUUCGAGGUGUUUGUGUUCGACGUGGGUGGGAAGAAAUGGAAGUCGUACAACUGGAGUGUGGUGACCACGGUGGCCACAUUUGGAAAAUACGACGCAGAACUUAUGUGUCAUGCUCAUGCUGAAGGAGCACGGGUUGUACUCAAAGGCGAUGUUCACCUCGCUUACAUUGUGGACCAAAACAACAGGACAGAUUGGAUAACGGAGAAAGUCAACCUCGCCAAAAGUCAGUUCAUGGAUGGGAUCAACAUCGACAUUGAACAAGCAGUCGAAGAAGGCUCGCCUGAGUACUUUGCCCUAACAGAUCUGGUCAAAGAGACUACACAGGCUUUCCACAGGGAGAUCCCUGGUUCUCAGGUGUCCUUCGAUGUCGCCUGGUCACCCAAAUGUAUCGACAAACGUUGCUAUGACUACGUUAGCAUUGCCGACUCCUGCGAUUUGCUGUUUGUGAUGUCCUACGAUGAGCAGAGUCAGAUACUAGGGGACUGUAUUGCCAUGGCUAAUGCCCCCGUCACUCAAACGCUUAAUGCUUAUGACCAGUAUUUGAAUUUAAAGAUAGCUCCAAAGAAGUUAGUGAUGGGUGUUCCAUGGUAUGGCUAUGACUACCCAUGUCUCAACCUUUCACAGGAUGGCAUCUGCUCUAUUGCCAAAGUGCCAUUCCGUGGCACGCCGUGUAGUGAUGCUGCUGGAAAACAGCAAGCGUACAGCUGGAUCAUGAAGCAGGUCAAUGGCUCAUUGACCGGCCGCCUGUGGGACAGCAAGCAGCAGGCGCCGUACUUCAAUUACGAGGAUGCUGACGGACAAAUUCACCAGGUUUGGUAUGAUGAUCCAGAGAGUGUUUGCCAAAAGACAGACUAUGUGAAAUCUAAAGGUUUGAGGGGAGUGGGCAUGUGGAACGGCAACAUUUUAAACUACAGCGACGAUCCGGUUGCCAAGCAGCAGACCACAAUGAUGUGGAACGCUCUAUUUGGAUGCGAUCUGGCCUGAAUUUUACUGGCUCCAGACAUUUACAGCGGCUAAAUUGUUGUUGCUAAGCCAACAUGCCCUUUUGUGGCCCUAAGACAUUGGCAGGUCACAGAGGCAUACUUGCACUUCAAGCUUUCAUUGCUACCCUUCAAUAGAGUUUGGUCUUAGGCAUUGUGCUGGGUGGAUGAAGGAACCCCUGUGAUUCUCUUUUGUUUUUGUGCUUUAUAUAUACGAUAAAAGUAUGAAUAAAUGCUGCUAAUAUGUUGUCAUAUUUUAACUUAAUUUUUGCCAAUAAAAUGUCUAAGUAUGCUGAACAUGCUGAAUUCUGUUUGUCUAAUGCAUGCGUAUAUACAGUGGGGAGAACAAGUAUUUGAUACACUGCUGAUUUGCUGGUUUUCCUACUUGCAAAGCAUG
This is a messenger RNA of Corythoichthys intestinalis (scribbled pipefish), 1536 nucleotides long. It is a transcript of the gene ctbs, whose product is annotated as chitobiase, di-N-acetyl-. Gene Ontology annotation, molecular function: chitin binding; hydrolase activity, hydrolyzing O-glycosyl compounds. Lineage: Eukaryota; Metazoa; Chordata; Actinopteri; Syngnathiformes; Syngnathidae. The record is from RefSeq and is a predicted model, not a curated record. The coding region runs from base 49 to 1143 and encodes 364 amino acids. Gene Ontology annotation, biological process: oligosaccharide catabolic process. The transcript has 7 exons.